AUGUCAGCUCCAAAUAUUACUGAAGUUCCCUACGUCAGCUCCAGUGUUACCGAAGUUCCCUACGUCGGAUCCAAUGUUACUGAAGUUCCCUACGUCGGAUCCAAUGUUACUGAAGUUCCCUACGUCAGCUCCAGUGUUACCGAAGUUCCCUACGUCGGAUACAAUGCUACUGAAGUUCCCUACGUCGGAUCCAAUGUUACCGAAGUUCCCUACGUCGGAUCCAAUGUUACCGAAGUUUCCUACGUCGGGUCCAAUGUUACUGAAGUUCCCUACGUCGGAUCCAGUGUUACUGAAGUUCCCUACGUCAGAUCCAGUGUUACCGAAGUUCCCUACGUCGUAUCCAAUGUUACCGAAGUUCCCUACGUCGGAUCCAUUGUUACCGAAGUUCCCUACGUCGGAUCCAGUGUUACCGAAGUUCCCUACGUCGGAUCCAGUGUCCCUACCGAAGUGUUCCCGAAGUCGUACGUCGGAUCCAGUGUUACCGAAGUUCCCUACGUCGUAUCCAAAUGUUACUGA
Molecule: messenger RNA, 516 nt
Organism: Gigantopelta aegis
Lineage: Eukaryota; Metazoa; Mollusca; Gastropoda; Neomphalida; Peltospiridae
Product: zonadhesin-like
Exons: 1
Coding region: 1-516 (171 amino acids)
Source: RefSeq, a predicted model, not a curated record